AUGGUUGUUAGCUAUUAUAGUUGCGAGUUCAAGCAUUGCAGGUCAUUCUUCUAAUAGAAUUACGCUGAGAUGAAGUGGAGUUCAACUCCAUUACCCUUUGAGUUUGCCUCAUAUUAAUUUCGAGAUACUGUUAAAAUAAAAGAAGGAGACAGUCUGUAGAUCAGAGAUCUCAAAGUAUACGACAAUUAUUUGGUCUUCGAAGAUCAGAAUCGAACAUUUUGGCUUGACUAUGAAAAUAGUAUUAUAGACUAAUUGCAAGACCCAAAAGGGAUUCGCCUAGUGAAGUGCUUUGAUCAAGUUGAAUUUUAUAGCGAGUCACAUCAAUGGUUUAAGUUACUUAAAAGACAUACAAUAUAAAGUGAUUUCCAGAAAUAAUAUGUAUUGAUAAAAAAGAUUAGUAAAGGAAGGUUUACUGAAGUAAGUUAAUCUCUCAUUGAUUAGGUAUACAGGACGAAAAAUAACAGUGAUGGGAACGAUUAUGCUGUUAAAAUCUUAAGAAAAUCAUCGCUUAUUGAUGAAGCAGAUUUAAUUGCAUUAUUUAAGGAGAUUAAAAUUUUGAGAAUAGUAUAGACUGAGUUUUGUGUUAAAUUCAAUGAGAUCUUCGAGAAUUCAGAAAAUAUUUAUAUUGUGAUGGAACUCCUAAUAGGAAAAGAUCUGGAUGGACACAUAGAAAAAAGUUCAUUUUUUUCAGAGGAAAAAACUGCGAGAUUCAUAUUUAGAUUGAUCAAAACCAUAUCAUAUUUGCAUUCAAAGGGAAUCAUGCAUAGAGAUAUAAAACCAGAGAAUAUUAUAUUCAGAUAGAUUGAUAAUCUUGAUAGUAUUUGUUUAACAGACUUUGGAUUGGCAGAUUUCUAUCACAGUGAUGGUCUCUACUUGUUUAAACGAUGUGGCACUCCAGGAUAUAUUGCACCUGAAAUCUUAAGAAAUGAACCCUAUGAUUACAAAGUGGAUGUAUAUAGCAUAGGAGUCAUCAUGUAUUAUGUGUUGGUAGGUAAAAAUCCAUUCGAUAAUGUUAAUUCUACAUAAAUAUUAAUUAACAAUCAACUUGGCUAAGUCAAUUUCAAUGAUUGCAAAUUAAGCAAUACAGGAUUGCAGUUUCUGAAAUGCAUAUUGAAUGAUGACUAAAGUGAUCGACUAUCAUCACAUGAAGCAUUAAAUCACAUUUGGUUUUAAGUUGAAAAAGUGUCUAAAAUUAGAUAAUUUGUUUUCAAAAAAAAGUCUGAUCAGAAAAAACAUCAGUCUAGUGCAUCACUUUAAAAGAAGGCAACUGUAAAAUACAAUAAUCCAUCCUUAAGUCCUACAUGUAAAAUCACCUUAAACUAAAUUUAUUCUCCAUAUCAUAGUCGAAAGUUGUCAUAAAAAGUAUAGUUUUCUCAAGAUCUCCAAAAUAGCUAAAAUACCACCACUAGAAUCAGUCAAUUUAGUAUCUCUAACAUAAUUUAGCCUUUGUUCAUCUCUAAAUUCAAAUGA
Molecule: messenger RNA, 1470 nt
Organism: Paramecium tetraurelia
Lineage: Eukaryota; Ciliophora; Oligohymenophorea; Peniculida; Parameciidae
Exons: 2
Biological process (GO): mitotic DNA damage checkpoint signaling; protein phosphorylation
Cellular component (GO): cytoplasm; nucleus
Molecular function (GO): ATP binding; protein serine/threonine kinase activity
Source: RefSeq, a predicted model, not a curated record